UCGUCCCCUAGGAAGGAAACUACAGCUCCCAGAGUUCCUCGCUGCGCAGCCUCCGGUACAGGGCGCGAGCGGGGACAAGUUCAGCUUCAUUCCCCUCUCUCUGCCUAGGGGCGUGCUGAGGAUGGAGGACAAGCCCUACGGCAGCCUCAAGCCCUCUCUGGACAGGCUCACCCUGGGGGUCAUCCGGAUAUUAGAAACUUCUCCAGGAGUCGAUGAGGUGACAUUUGUGGAAAAGGAGCCAGCUGAACGUCACUCUAUUGUUUCCUGGGAGCAGAAAAACUCCUGCGUAUUGCCAGAGGAUUUAAAGAAUUUCUACCUAAUGAGCGAUGGCUUCCACAUGACCUGGAGUGUUAAGUUUGAUGAUAACCCCAUGCCACUGGGCUCCAUGGUGAUUAACAGCAUCUCUAAGCUAAGUCGCCUUGGCGGAUCAUCGGCAUACGCUCUACCCAAUGCACCAACCCUCGCUGACCUAGAAGAUGAUAUGGAUGAGGAAGGUAAUGAAGACCAGCCAGAAAAGCCUCACUUUGACUCUCGUAGCCUGAUAUUUGAAUUAGACCCAUGCAAUGGGAACGGGAAAGUUUGCCUUGUUUAUAAGCACACCAAACCAGUUGUCACCCCAGACACUGAAAUAUGGUUUCUGGACAGAGCUCUGUACUGGCAUUUCCUCACCGACACCUUCACUGCCUACUACCGACUGCUGAUCACCCACCUGGGUCUCCCGCAAUGGCAGUAUGCCUUUACGAGCUACGGUGUCAGCCCCCAGGCUAAGCAAUGGUUUAACAUGUACAAGCCCAUCACCAUCAACACAGCUUUACUCUCGGAAGAACCUGACUCCUUUGUGAACAAACUGGACCCCAACAAGGUAUUUAAAAGCAAGAACAAAACUCCGGUGAUCAAAAAGAAAUUGCCAUCCCAGCCAGGAGGCUCUCAGAAAAGCCACACAAGCACGACCUCCUCCAAGACCCCUUCGCUAUCUGGGAACUCCCUGAGGAAACGAGAACCCCAAACCUGACUCUGGAAAGCAGUUUCAUUCCAGACUGUUAAAAACCCACAGUGGUGUCUCUUAGGUUUGGAUCAAACCAUUCCUCUUGCAUGAAUAGACUUCCCAGUGCAAGCUGUGUUGCAACGUUUGCAUGAAAUAUAAUAAUUUAAUUUAUGGGAGAUAUAUCUGGAAAGCCAAAAAGCUGCAGAGAGAGAUGGUGGUUAAUUCCUUUCUGUUCCAAUGGGCAAAUACUUCUGUGUGGAUAAAAAUGCCACCGAGCUGGGUGGAGUGUGUUACUACUGAUAAAGUGCAGCAAUGGACUCAAGUAAAAUCAAUCUCUACCAUUUUCAGAUACAUCUUAUUAAAUACAACAUACAUACACAAAUAUUUCCCCGUGUCCUUUUUAGAAGGAAAGAAGCAUGCCGUGAUCAUUGCGUAUAAUGAGAGCAGGAUCAAACCCACUGAAGUGGGUGGUGCAGUCCAGGGGAGCAUUAAGGGAGCAGGACUGGGCCCCGUGGCUCUAGCCCAAUGAUAUGCGAGGGCUUCAUGCGGACCACCCACAAAUCCCAUUGAGUGUUCAGCCCGGGAUCAGGCUCUGAAGUAUUUGUGCACGCGGCAUGGUAAACAGAAAUGACCUUCUGCUAAAGACCACACCUGAUGUGCACACUCGGCAAGAGCUGGCCGGGCCAGAGCAGUGCAAAGGUGCCAAGUCAUCUAAUAUGGCGAGCAGGUGGACUAGCCAAGGACAGUGCUGUAAAACGAUGAUGCACAUCCAGCAGCAUCUAGGGAACCCUCUUACAAAAAAAUCCCUUUUUUCCCCAGGCCAGUGCUGCUCUCCUCAUAAGGUCCCUGGCUCCAGGUUAACAAUCUGCUGUGGAACAACGUGGGAUUCCCUAUCACCGUAGCUGUCCGUGCUUGGUGCUGAGCGCCUCCCCAACUCCUGCAGAUCUCAGUAGGCAGGGAAGGUGCUCAGCAACUUUCAGGAUCAGGCAUCUCAGGACUGGGCUCUAUAAAAGCCUAACUGUGGGUCCCAGCCCAUCAGUAGGUCUUGGAAAGGUUGCUGAGGGGUCAGGGACUCGGAGCAGAGGGGUUCUCCAGUGGGUGGGUCGGAGAGCAAGCCUGCACCACACUUACCCUGCAGCAGCAUCUCCUAUCCACAGGGCUGGGACUCUGGAGCUGGGAGCCGGGCACAGCUCCGCAGGACAAGAAUCGCUGCUGCAGGGUGUGUGCAGGGUCACUCUCCAACAUACAACAUUGGGGCUCCCCUACACAUUGGGGCAGGACUAGGGUUGUGGUGCCGGAUCAACGAGUGCUGCUGCAGGUGCCAGUGCCGAGGAGGAGGAGGUGGCAGCAGCAGCAGCAGCGGAGGCCUAUGAUUUUUGGGGACCCACCCCACACCCAAAUUUGCAAAACAAGAUACAAUGCAGUGGGUGGGACUCCUUAGUAAGUAAAAUGUUUCAGAACCACUGUCCUAACACAGUGAAGCCCAGCCUCCCCUGGUCUAAACAAGAGCCACUCCGAACAGGGAAAGCAACCUUCACUGCCAAUUUGGGACCAAACGAAACCCAACCAUUUUCCUCUGCUCUAUUGCACCGUCUGUUCUGAGACGCCUUGAAUGGAGCAGUGGAAACUGGAGCCCCAAGUCCAGUGCAGUGGUCUGGCUACCCAGGCUGCAACACCGACAACCGUUGCAGUAGCUGUAGUGGCAGAUGUUGAAGGAUUUACCGCAGGAUGGCAUUUGACCUCGCUAACUACCUAUGUGUGGAGAAGAUCAAAAGCAGUAGAGUACUCCAGCUUUACCACUUUCUACAGCUCUUGGAGCCGGUGCAGCUACAGGAGAACACAGAAGCUUUACUGUUAGAGAUGCACAUGCCAGUAAAAACCCAGCUUGCCUCUCAGUUCCCAGGCUGAGUUGUAAGGUUGACCACUAGAAAAGCCAUUGUUACUUGUAAACUGGGUAGGAUUUGCUCUGGAGACGUUGAGAGCCCAUAAACAUGGAACCCCAUGUUUCUAAACAAUGUAAUUUUUCAGGGUAGAACUGCACUUUAACCCAUUCAAUGCUGGUCUUCAACUGUACCCACUAUUGCCUCCAUUCUGGCACAUUCCGUUUUCUUAGCUGUACUGGGAACACUCAGUAGCCACCAAACAAUCUGUGCAUCUAAUAGAGACAUCCAGGGCACCAUCUCAAAACAAGCAAUGAUUCUUUCCAUUGGGGUGUGUCUGACUGCUAACAUGCUUGCACAACUGUGGAAUACCAAGCUACCUCACAAGGUGUUGUGGGGGUUCUUUACUUGAUGUUGGUGCAGCCCCUGGAAGGAUUAAGCACUGGAUAAGUGCGAUGUAUUUUAAUAAAGAUUUUAAUAUUGUC
Mauremys mutica (yellowpond turtle) is the source of this 3350-nucleotide messenger RNA. RefSeq names its product tubulin polyglutamylase complex subunit 2 (gene TPGS2). The coding region runs from base 122 to 1012 and encodes 296 amino acids. Gene Ontology annotation, biological process: protein polyglutamylation. NCBI's taxonomy places the organism in Eukaryota, Metazoa, Chordata, Testudines, Geoemydidae. The record is from RefSeq and is a predicted model, not a curated record. The transcript has 7 exons.